Molecule: messenger RNA, 3871 nt
Organism: Oncorhynchus mykiss (rainbow trout)
Lineage: Eukaryota; Metazoa; Chordata; Actinopteri; Salmoniformes; Salmonidae
Biological process (GO): cytokine-mediated signaling pathway
Cellular component (GO): plasma membrane
Molecular function (GO): protein binding; cytokine receptor activity
Source: RefSeq, a predicted model, not a curated record
UGGGAGGGAGUUUGAGCAUAGGGAGAGAAAAACAGGAACAAGGUUGAUAAGACGGUUCCAAAGUUCACCUGCAGCACACCUGGGGAUGGGUGCUCCUCUCCCUAAGCUGGUCAGAGAUGGUUCAGGUCAUGGAUAGGAUACCCUAUGAAGCCCAGAGCCGCUCACCGAUACCCGGAGGAUUGGGACUUGGUCUCUCCUUGUGUCUUCAUUGAUUUUGGACCUGGACCAUUCCUAUUGUUUUCCCUUUGACUGCAGUCGUAUUUACUACACAUCACAUGGUGGGUUCUCCUUGAGGAAAUCAGGACAGUACAGACAGUGGGAACGGGAUUUGAAUCUCACUCUUCUUACUCCUCAAGCCCAAUGGAUAUGUGGCCUAGGAAGGUCAUAGUGCUACUCCUGUACUACUAUGGUUGUUCCGCCAUUGGUGAAGGGAAGCCAUACUUCAUCUCUAGGAAUUUCAACACUGUGCUCCACUGGAACAAGGUCGACAGCCCAGAUGAAGGGGUCCUUUACAGUGUCCAUUACCAAAGACACGGAGAGCCAUACAAGCCGAAGAUUGAGUGCCAGAACAUCACCACUCUUUCUUGUGACCUCACUGCAGAGACACCGUACAUCUAUCAAAAUUCCUACUAUGCUGAGGUUUUCGCCGACAGUCACUCACUAGGCCGUACAGCACUGUUUAAACCUCUGAGAGACACUAUCCUUGGGCCAGCCAAUGUGUCUGUGACACCCACAACGUCAUCUUUAAAAGUGACUGUCACCCUACCGUUAGGACCGGAUAAUAAGACUUCCAUCGAGGAGAUUUUCAAUAGUACCAGCUUUUCCUACCAUUACCCUCCAACCCUCUAUAUCCUCAACAUCACUCAUCCUAGCUGGGCAGCACAGGUCCAUAAAAACACAACUGGAGAGUUUGUCCUCAACCAUCUAAAAAACAACAGCGUAAAGUACUGUGGCUAUGUGGUCUACACCCCGACUAGAGAAAUGUACCGAAAUGCCAGUGAGAGCAGUACAUUCUGUGUGGUAUUACCAGGUGAACACUCGCUGCUGUUUCCCUGGUUCCUCCUCUUAGGGUGUCUGCUACUUGGUUCCUUCCUGCUACCGGUGGUGGUGUGUCGUCACUAUGUGAGAAAGAAGAGUAACAUGCCAGACGCCUUGAAACUGACAACAAGCAACGUCCCUCCUCCAUUGUGGCACCCUCCAGAAGCCAUCACCUUCUCCAUUGCCAAGUCGUAUCAUUACCCUGUAGGGUUCUCCUACGGUGACCUGAAGACUGGUAAACUCCAGAUGGGGCCAAGGUUCACCAGCAGCGGAUCUGGGUCCUAUUCCCCCCAGGACGAACCCUCCUCCAUUGUCCAGCCCAGGCACUGUGACACCUACAUGGGCCAGCAGGGUCCACCUCCAGAGCACUCCAACAACAGCACCCAGUCCUCCACCAACUAUAGCAUGGUCGUAGUGCAGGUGGCUAAUGAAGGUGUGGAGGAAGAAUGCCAUCGCUAUCCAGACAGUGAAGACAACAUCAACUCUCCAUGGUCAUCUGAAUCCAGUGACCACAAACCCAGUUGUGUUCAAGGUGGCCCAGUUUUGUUUUCGCGUGGAGCACCACCUGAGCCGAAACAGUGUGUUGGAGACAGGAAAUCAACAGGGCACCCCCUGGUACUGCCCACAUUGCGGCGUAUUGAUGGCCUACUGCAGUUGUCCACUUUGCUGCUCCAGCCAGAGACACAGAGUGCCAUGGCCAGCAUGGCACUGCCUACCGACGCUGAGGGGCAGCCCCUUUUGAGGGACCUAGACAGCACUGGGCAAGGGGCAUCACUAUUGUCUGAUCUGGUCACCACGGGGGAGACAGAGUAUUUGGACCCUGGUACAGGGAGAGAGGAGGAGAGAACAAUAUACACCCCAAUCUCUCCAAUGUGUUUCAAUAACUCCAAUGACUCACCAUCUCACUCCAUACCUCCCAUCAACCUUGCAGACUGCGAGACCUCAUCAAUGACAUUCUUGUCUGGUUACAAACAACACUGGGUACCCCUUGCCCCUCUAGGGCUAACAGCAGAGGAUAACUUUGGGAUUUCCUCAUAUGCUCCACAACAGGCUUGGAUUGAUCAGGAGGAAGAAGUGGAAAAGGGAGAGGAAGGAGGAGAUGAACGAAUCCGUGAAUUCUUUCUGGGAGGUUGGGUGGUACAAAUUCUUUAGUUCCCCUAAAAUAAUCUUAAGGGCCUGUUCGCUCUGUGCGGGUCCCCAAUGUACGUCAGAGACAAGUUCCGUCUCAGCGAAUCUUCACAAAGUGCAAGGAGAAGUUGGAAGGAGCAGAGAGAGGGUUUUGGCAGCGGUGCAGAGUGGGGCUUUCACGGUCCCUCUCCUGCCUGCUAUGGAGCUUGUGAUUCAGAAACAAGAGCAGGAUCCUACUCCAGUAUCCAGCACACAUGGCCCCCUCAAUGGAGUCCUACUGAAUCAAAGCUAUAAUUUUGGCCCUUUUUUAAACAUGACGUAGGAUCAAGUGUUGUAAAAAUGUAGGAUCAAGGAUAUAAGAUCAAAUGCUGUAAAAUAGAUUUGUGUACAUUAUAUUGUGACGCUCUAUUUCAUUUGCAUACUGUGCAGCAAUAGAACCAGCAAUAGAAUAGAACCAGCAAUAGGCUAGUUCUACCAAUAUAUGUGUGCACACAUACACACAUCUUAAAUGUACACUAACAUGUUCAUUUAAAUCAUGACUGUGAAGUUUCUGUUUCAUUUGAAGAAAUGAAAUGGACAUCUGUGAUUCAAGCUCGGUGGCAUAAGGUGGUAAACAGCCAGUCACAGGCACAAAGCUUUUCAUUUCAUCAUACUUGGUCUCUUUAUUUAUUGUUUCUUGUUCUUCAUAUUAUCUGUGUUAGUGUUCCAUGUUAGAUGCACCACAAUGCUGAAGAAAAUAUGACUGACAUUUUCACAAUUGAAAUUCAUAUUCGCAUUGAAGGUGAUACAUUUCUAAAAUAUUAUUGUCAGAAACACAAAAAAGGGGCAGCAUGAGUUAGGUGAGAAAUGUGUCAAAUGACUUUGUUGAGUGUUUGGUCUUCGAAGUAUGUGACCUCAAUAACGUCUAGUCAUUGUUUGCUGCCCUUUUGAGGUGAUGAAAUUACAGGACAGGAGACAAAAGGGUUGGUAAUUCUUUACCAGGGUGUGGUGGUUAUGGUACUCUGGUGAGCUACUAACACCAAAUGGCUCGUAGUAUCGAAGUGAAACUACCUAUGCUAUUACUACACUUUGAUAUAUUAAUAGGCUGAAACACUGUUAAAACUGGCAGGUAUUCCUAGUUGAUGCUGUGAUGUCUAUCACAUAUUCAACAUAUAUGUACAGUAUAAUACUGAUUUGUUUUUAUUUGGCUCACUUUUAUAACUAAUAUGAUUGUGAAUUUGAUGCUUUCAUUAAAAGGUAACUAUUGUGUUACUGAAUUGGUUGAUCCCAUCAUUGCUGUCAAAAGGUACUUCAGCAAACAUGUGCUUCAGUACCAUUAGUAAGCAGGGGAAGUUGAGGGGAAGUCUUGAUGGGCUGACAUAUCAAGUGUUUCUUCUAAGAAUUGCUUGACUUCUAAGAAUAUUCUUUACUUCAAAUUUUUUUUUAUUGAUUAGUGUAGAUUAGUGCCAGUGUGAAUAACAAGAUGUUUCACUGCUGUCUCACUGAAAGGCUCACCAGCAGUGUUAUUCCUUGUCAUUAGGUAUUAGCCAAACAUAUCAGAAUAACCUCCCGCACAGCCAUGUCAACCAAUGAGGUGGUUUCUGCAAAGAAAGGUCUCAGAAAGGAAUACAGUGUGUCCUUCUCCACCCAUAUACUGUGUAUUAGAUGACUCAAACAAUAAAGUGUCAGCUGGUGGGAUAUUGAUACUGCCAAAGUACAGUGUGGC